Platichthys flesus (European flounder) is the source of this 4540-nucleotide messenger RNA. It is a transcript of the gene htr2b, whose product is annotated as 5-hydroxytryptamine (serotonin) receptor 2B, G protein-coupled. Gene Ontology annotation, molecular function: G protein-coupled serotonin receptor activity; neurotransmitter receptor activity. Bases 1010 to 2425 code for a protein of 471 amino acids. Gene Ontology annotation, cellular component: dendrite; plasma membrane. NCBI's taxonomy places the organism in Eukaryota, Metazoa, Chordata, Actinopteri, Pleuronectiformes, Pleuronectidae. Gene Ontology annotation, biological process: G protein-coupled receptor signaling pathway, coupled to cyclic nucleotide second messenger; regulation of behavior; vasoconstriction. The record is from RefSeq and is a predicted model, not a curated record. The transcript has 4 exons.
GCUCAUCGUGGACAAAAAGCAAAAUCUUUGGUGUACAAGCACAUCGAAGGCUUCUCCCCAUACACCACUGCUGCUACCUCCCCCACUGCUUCACCCGCUUUGAAAAGAGGAGAGAACAGAAAGUGACAAAUAUAAACAGUGGGACGCCUGUGUUGAAGAAAAUUACCUCCCAGAACCAUUGGCAUGUGGCCAGCACCAAGACGUUCAUCUGCUGUGUGCAGAGUCUGACUCACGGACACAACGUAGAGGGAGGGACGAGAGAAUGAGAGAGUGAACAAGACGGGAGAGAGCCUGAGCAAAUCUCAGGCUGUGAACAAGGGGCAGCAACUGGAAGCGGGAGAGAGGUGGACAAGCCACAACAUCUGAAAGUGUUAAACCUGUGAUCGCGGUAGGUGAUGCGGAGCAAGACUGGGGGUUACUCCAACAUGUGGAAGCAAAACAAAUUCCACAUCAUGGACUGCUUCAGACAGAGACAGAUUUAGGCUUUGCAGCUGAGGGAGGGCAUGCUUUGUCACGCUCUUACUUGGUGGACGGUGGAAAUAUAAAGAUGAGAAAGGAAAUGUUGAAGAAGACGUAGUGUUUAUCAGCACAAAGUUUUGCUUGCGUAACGAAAGACUUGUAGCGCUGUCUGGAAACGUCAAACAGCAACAAACUUUACGCUCAGGAGCAGGAUGAUGCACUGGGUAACGGAGCUUCUGCUGCCUGGGAAAACGAGGACCCCGAGUAACAGUUCACUGUGGAAGUAAUUCUCGUGUUGGGAUUACUGCCAGCAUUGGAGUUUGUAGCACAGGACCCAUUUUCAGUGGAUUCUCUACAGAUUUUUUAGCUUUUCCUCAUGGUUUUUACACUUCACAAGGGAUGACGCAUCCUGUUCACUGAUCCUGAGCUGCCCCACACUAGCCUUUUGCCCUUGCCUGUGGGACCCAGUGACCAUGCUGACCGAGUGUCCAACACCAGAAAGAUCAGAGCCCCGACCCACGCUCAGAGCAGCUGUGACCUCUGCAGCAACAUGUCUCAGGCAGUCGCGGCUCCACUUGAGAUUAACAGCUCGUGGCCAGGAGAGGAGUCUGGGGUUCAGCUGAGAUGGGCCGCCCUGCUUAUCGUGAUGGUCAUCAUCCCCACUAUCGGGGGCAACAUCUUGGUCAUUCUUGCGGUUUCCCUCGAGAGAAAGCUGCAGAAUGCCACAAACUACUUUUUGAUGUCACUUGCCGUUGCUGAUCUACUGGUGGGACUUCUAGUGAUGCCCAUUGCUCUUGUCACCGUUCUCUACAACUCUGGCUGGCCUCUUCCUGAGUUCCUCUGCCCUAUUUGGAUCUUCCUCGAUGUGCUGUUUUCUACAGCAUCAAUCAUGCACCUAUGCGCCAUUUCACUGGAUCGCUACAUUGCCAUCAAGAAGCCAAUCCAACACAGCCAGUACAAAUCCAGGUCAAAGGCAAUGGUGAAGAUUGCACUGGUGUGGCUCAUAUCCAUAUGUAUCGCCAUCCCUAUUCCAAUAAAGGGACUCAUGAACUACCACCUUCCCAACAAUGUCACCUUCAACAGUAACCACACAUGCCUGCUGAAAACCGACACCUUCCGGGAAUUCAUCAUGUUUGGUUCCUUGGCAGCAUUCUUCAUCCCUUUGACCAUUAUGCUGGUCAUCUACCUUCUCACUGUUCAGGUGCUGCGCAAAAAGGUUUAUUUGCUCCAGUCAAGGGUGACUCAGCGCUUUAGUUCCCAAGCAGUCUCCACAGUUUUUCAAAGGGAACAGGGUGUGCCCUUACCUCAGACUGAGCAACUGAACAUGCUAGACAACAGACUUCCCAGGAUGCAAGAAAAAUCGAAUGCAGGCACAACAAACUCUCCUACAAGAGGUGAGAUUAACUUUCGGAGAUUGUCGACAAUGGGCAAGAAGUCAAUGCAGACUCUGAGCAAUGAGCAGCGCGCCUCAAAGGUUCUGGGCAUCGUCUUCCUUCUCUUCGUAGUGAUGUGGUGCCCCUUCUUCAUCACCAACAUCACCUCUGUGCUAUGUGCCAGCUGUAAUGUUAAUGUGAUGGCCCGCCUCAUGGAGAUAUUUGUUUGGGUUGGUUAUGUGUCAUCCGGUAUCAACCCGUUGGUCUACACUCUGUUCAACAAAACUUUCAGACAGGCAUUCGGGCGUUAUAUGACUUGUAAUUACAAAACUGGUCACGAGCCAGGAAGCCAACCAGGGGCCUCACAUGCAGAUCGGUCGCUCACACGGAUUUCAUUCAGCUCUUCUAUGGCGGCAAACUCUAAACGGUUUAUGAAACGAGGAAUGAAAAACGGCAUUGGAACGGUGAGCUAUCAAAGUCCGCUUAAGUGCAGACAAGCAACUGUACAGUCAUCUGGUGGCGUUGUGUUAGACACAAUGCUUCUGACUGAGAAUGAAAGUGGUAAGCAUGAAGAACAUGUUAGCUCUGUGUAGAUAUUUGGACAUUAUCCAAUUAAAGGGGGAGCACUUGAAGAGGCUCAGAUUUAUGUUCUGUACUUUUUUUAAAGACAAAAUGCUAAAUUAAAAAUUUGGAACUUACUGUUGCGCAAGAAGUAAUUUAAGGCCAGGAAUCACCCCACACAACAAAAUCAAACCUGCUGCGAAUUUAAAAGCGAAACGAGGCAAUGCUACAAAGUAUGUCAAAGCUGUGAAUUCAAAGACCGAAAGACAGAUCAUAACACAGAAUCAAAGAGAAAAAUCAAAGUUCAGUAAUGGAAACACUAUGGUAACCUGGAAGCUCUUAUAAAUGCAGUAUACAAUAUAUUGUUAUGCCGAACCUUUCAACUUGUGCCAUCUAAAUAUGAUGUAAAACAUCUCAGACCACAUGCUUUCAUUUUCAGACAACCACAACUCAACCUCUCAAAUCUCUUCUGCAAUAGACACAUAAUGCAUUGUACUCUUGAAAUGAUGCGUAUUGUAUUUGCUGGAUCUUUGGAAAGUGCCCUCUUGUAUGUGUAUUACAGCCUGAUGUUGACACGAUAACAAGGUUUCCAAAUAAAAAAAAUGCUAUAUAAAAAGAACAAAAUUCAAAAUAAAUGAAUGCUGUCUUGCUGAAUUGAAAGAAAAUUAUAAAAGAUCUGAGUAUCUGUACCAAUAUCAGCAAUUAGAAAUGCCUCAUUCAUUAAUAUGUUGAUUUGGUCAUGAAUGUGCAAAGACGGACAUUUGAAAGUGACUCCAUAAAGUACUAUAUUUUUGGAAUAAUAAGGAGGAAUAUUGUUACAAUUCCAGGGGUCUACAGUUUUAAAAAAAAGGCACGAGCAAAAUAAAACCGUACAAAUAUCAGAAGCAAUUUCUCAAGUCCCUAUACACUUGAUAAUAUCAAAUUGAAGUGUUUUAAGAACAGUGCAGAUAUCCAAACAUAUAUCAGUGUAUGGGGUUUAGUGAUAUUUAGUGGCGAAGUUGCAUAUUGCAAGUGAAAGGCUCUCUCUAUCGCCAGUGUUUGAUCUGUCCAUUCUGGACUACUGUCAAAACAUGGCGGUGCAAUGGGAUGGACUUGUUGUAGAUGUUGAUAUCAGGGGUUCAUUUUGAGUUAUAUACAUUAGUAAGAAACUAAACUAUAAUAAUAAUAAACUAUGUUUAAUUCCAUAUUGGCAGAAAGAUCCAAUAGAUCCUUUACGCUGGUUCUUCAAAAAGAUUAAAUAUAACAGACUUAUAAAAAGCAUGUCUCAUUUUUUACAAGGCGGAACUCUGUUGAUUUAUUAAGAAAAUUGCAAAACAUUUAAACUUGGAGAUGUCCAGUUGUGCUUGUUGGGGGGGUGGAUGGAGUUUCCUCGAGUCAUUUUGGUGGAAAGCUGUUCUGGUUCAGAAGUCAAAAUUCUAAACAAAGCGAAGAUUUACACAUGGUUUGUCUAGCAGCCAAUUGAUCACACAGAAUAUCCCAUAGCCUUUUUUGGGCUUAAAAAUGUACACCAAGACAUUUGUGCACUGGAUAGGCUCUGUGAUCAACACUGCUCUGGUCUCUGAUGGCUAAUUCCCUAUAAAUAGCCAAGGAAGAAAAUGUGUGAGGGACAAUGACAAGAAGGUUCAGCCAUGGAAUACCUUCCAUGAAGAACAGGAUGUUACUGAAAAGACAACGGUGCAUCUACCUCAUCAAAGAGGUGUUUGUGUACAUCCAGUAGAUGCCUGGUAAUUAGGGCGUAACAGAAAACUAGAAUGCAACGGAAACUAGAAUUAAGAAAAUGUUCUCUUAAUUUUAAUCAACAAGAAUCGUUCCAAUAGUUGCUGAUUGGUACUAUGUCAAUAUUUGGCAUAACUGCAGCACAACCAUUCAUUUUAAACAUACUGGUGCUUAUCGAAUUAGAACAAAUAAAGUUUUUAUGAGUCCUUUUGUAUGGAAAUCAGCAAACAAGAAAACUAUUUCAAUGAUAUUUGUGAUGAACACAACCAAAGACAUUACCCUUAUUACUGUACAAUAAAAUCUAUGUCAAAAGUAAGUAUUAAUCAUUUUUUUUAGGGCUGGCUAUGGCACAAACCUUUUAAUGCAGGUUUCAGUAGAGUAACUUUGUUUUAAUGCUCUUCUAAACAACACCUUGAGGGAAUACGAUAAUG